CAAUCCAUCCCGGAGAGAAACAGUGGGAGUUAGAUGCCGGUCACAGCAUGUAGAGGAGACAGAGCCGCCGGAUGCCGGAGAGAGAGAGAGAUGCAGUCCGCCCAACAGGGUUGUGCUCCACUCGAUGACGAGCUGCUGUUUUGUGAAGACUGCCGGCUAUAUUUCCGCGAGUCGUGCCCUCACCACGGGUCCCCCACCUUCGUCUCGGACCCCCUGGUGCCCGAGUGCCUGCCCUCCCGUGCCCUCCUCACCCUCCCAGAGGGGCUGGCCAUCAAGGAGCGACCUGAGGGGGGCCUGGGGGUCUGGUGUACCCUCCCUUCCAUCCCUCGCGGAUGCAUCUUUGGACCCUACGAAGGGGAGAUCGUGACAGAGAGGAGCAACUGCACUGUGUACUCCUGGGCGAUCCGAGAGAACGGGUCCUACUAUUAUGUGGACGCAUCUGAUGAAACAAAGGCCAAUUGGAUGAGGUAUGUGGUCUGCGCUUCGAGCGAGGAUGAGCACAACCUGACCGUGUUUCAGUAUCGUCGCAAGAUCUAUUACCGGGCGAGCCAGGCUGUGCAGACCGGGGCUGAGCUCCUGGUGUGGCUCGGGGAAGAGUACGCGAGGACCCUAGGGCUCAAACUGGGCGAACACUUCAAGUACGAGUUCGGGGAGAAGGAGCUCUUGAUGAAGCUGUUCCAGGACCUGCAGAACAAGAUGGCGGACAGCCCAGCGGCUGAGCGGGUGGGAGGCCGAGGAGAGCAGUACAGCUGCAGCGAGCUGGUGGCCUCCAUCAUCCACGCUCACAAGGCCACGCUCCAGGGCGGGGCGGCCUCCCCGAGGGGCCGGGAGGGGCCCAACCCCGGAGGGCUGGAGCCAGCGCCCAACCUGGUGAGCCUGGGCCGGGCCCAGAGCCGGUACUGGACCUUCUUCGGUUUCCACGGCGACUCGCUAGGCCGCAUCCUGGACAAGAGUAAGAUCAUCUGCAAGCUGUGCGGCGUCAGGCUGUCGUACAGCGGCAACACCACCAACCUCAGGCAACACCUCAUCUACAAGCACCGGGCCGAGUACAACCAGCUCGUGGGGGGCUCGGCCCCCUCCACUCAGAAGGGGGGCGAGAGGUACCUUCCCCGCCCGACCGUAGCCUCCGCCAAUGCCCGAGCCCCCGCCCCGGCCCCGGGCCCAGCCCUCGCCCCGCCUGUCGGCCGGACCACCAAAGCCAUCGCCCAGUUCAUAGUCCGUGACUUGCUCCCACUCAGCGCCAUCGAGGGCGAGGGUUUCGUGGAGAUGCUGAGCGUCUUGGAGCCCACCUACAAGGUGCCGGCCGUCCUCUCCUUCGCCCGGGCCGUACUGACCGACAUGCACGCCCAGGGCAAACUCAGGGUGACCGAGAGCCUCAGGGGUCUCCAGCACUGUGCCCUGAGCGUGGACCUGUGGAAGCACGCCUCCGGGAAGUCCUACGUCACGCUGGCGGCCCACCACGUGGACCGGGCCUUCGAUUACAGGAACCAGGUGCUGUCCAGCCGGCCGGCCGGGGAGGGCCCCACCGCCGAGACCGUGAGGGCCGUUCUGGUGGCAAUAGCUGAGGAAUGGGGGGUCCGCGAGCGCACCUCGCACGCCGUGGUGGUCAGCACGGCCGACGCGGAGCUGGCCGCGGCCCAGGCCGGUUGGCGGACUCUCCCCUGCAUCGGGAACGUCCUGCAGAGCUGCGUCGACUCGGCGCUCCAGCAGCCCUCCAUUCUGAAGGUGCUCGGCCGGUGCAAGAGGCUGGCGGAGCGACCCUUUUCUCCCUCCUCCUCCUCCUCCUCGACCAGCGAUGAGCCGACCUCCAGCGAGACGUUGCUCCGGAUCCACUCCAAGAUGUCGCUGGGCAGCGGGAGGCCCAAGUGGACCUGCGUGUACAAGGUUCUCCAGGCACUGUUGGCGAACAGGCAUCUCCUCGAAGGUCUAGGCCGUCAGGAGAGCAACCUGGCUUUGGUGCCCGAAGACUGGCAGGUCAUCGAGGAAAUAGAGGAGCUCCUCAAGCCUCUGGCCAUCGCCACAUCCACCUUCACGCGGGAGCCUUUCUCAGGCUUGUCCCUGGUCAAGCCCGUCAUCACAAGCCUGGUGUACAAGCACCUGGCGCCCAACGACAAGGACUCGGAGUUGGCCCGGGAGGUCAAGAGGGCCAUUUGCGCCGACUUGAACUUGUGGUACUCCAGCAAGGAGGUCAACCAGACCCUCAACCUGGCCUGCGCCCUUGACCCUCGCUUCCGAGGCCUGGAUUUCCUGAGCCAGGCGGAACGAGUGGAGACCCUGCACCUCCUCAAGAGGGAAGCAGCCGAACUGGCCAAGCUCCAGCCGGCCCCGGAGCCCGACCUCCCCGGCUCGGCCUGCCCCGGCCCGGCCAAGAGACCCAAGCAGGACUCGGCCAUCGAGUACCUCCUGGGGGACCUGUGCAACGUGAGGAACGCCUCGGCCAAUUCGGUCAGCCAGCAGGCCGAGCAGGAGAUCAGCAGCUUCCAGACCAGCGAGGCCUCGGCUCUCUGCCAGGACCCGCUGCUGUGGUGGAAGAGCCACCGCACCCAGUACCCGCUGCUCGCCCACGCCGCCCGCAAGCUCCUGGCCGUGCCUGCCACCGCCGCGCCAGCCGCCUGGGUCCUGACGGAGACCGGGGAGCAGGUGUACGCCAAGCGAUCGGCCCUGGACCCCGAGCACGUGGACAUGUUGGUCUUCCUGCACGGCAACGGGAAGGGCUCGUGACUCGAGGGCG
Molecule: messenger RNA, 2731 nt
Organism: Callorhinchus milii (elephant shark)
Lineage: Eukaryota; Metazoa; Chordata; Chondrichthyes; Chimaeriformes; Callorhinchidae
Product: E3 SUMO-protein ligase ZBED1-like
Exons: 6
Coding region: 34-2721 (895 amino acids)
Molecular function (GO): protein dimerization activity; DNA binding
Source: RefSeq, a predicted model, not a curated record